AUGAUGGCCAUGAACGCCAAGCAGCCUUUCGGCAUGCACCCCGUCCUGCAAGAACCCAAAUUCUCCAGUCUGCACUCCGGCUCUGAGGCCAUGCGCCGAGUUUGUCUCCCAGCCCCGCAGCUGCAGGGUAAUAUAUUUGGAAGCUUUGAUGAGAGCCUGCUGGCGCGCGCGGAAGCUCUGGCGGCGGUGGAUAUCGUCUCCCACGGCAAGAACCAUCCGUUCAAGCCCGACGCCACCUACCAUACCAUGAGCAGCGUGCCCUGCACGUCCACCUCGCCCACGGUGCCCAUCUCCCACCCGGCCGCGCUCACCUCGCACCCUCACCACGCGGUGCACCAGGGCCUCGAGGGCGACCUGCUGGAGCACAUCUCGCCCACGUUGAGCGUCAGCGGCCUGGGAGCCCCGGAGCACUCGGUGAUGCCCGGGCAGAUCCACCCGCACCAUCUGGGCGCCAUGGGCCACUUGCACCAGGCCAUGGGCAUGAGUCACCCGCACGCCGUAGCGCCCCACAGUGCCAUGCCCGCGUGUCUCAGCGACGUGGAGUCAGACCCUCGAGAGCUGGAAGCCUUCGCCGAGCGCUUCAAGCAGAGGCGCAUCAAGUUGGGGGUGACCCAGGCGGACGUGGGCGCAGCUCUGGCCAAUCUCAAGAUCCCCGGCGUGGGCUCUCUCAGCCAGAGCACCAUCUGCAGGUUCGAGUCUCUCACCCUGUCUCACAACAACAUGAUCGCGCUCAAGCCGGUCCUCCAGGCCUGGCUGGAGGAGGCGGAGGCCGCCUACCGUGAGAAGAACAGCAAGCCGGAGCUCUUCAACGGCAGCGAGCGCAAGCGCAAGCGCACGUCCAUCGCCGCCCCGGAGAAGCGCUCGCUCGAGGCCUACUUCGCCAUCCAGCCUCGUCCUUCGUCCGAGAAGAUCGCGGCCAUCGCUGAGAAACUGGACCUUAAAAAGAAUGUGGUGAGGGUCUGGUUCUGCAACCAGAGACAGAAACAGAAACGAAUGAAGUACUCGGCUGUUCACUGA
This is a messenger RNA of Psammomys obesus (fat sand rat), 1017 nucleotides long. It is a transcript of the gene Pou4f3, whose product is annotated as POU class 4 homeobox 3. The transcript is spliced from 2 exons. Bases 1 to 1017 code for a protein of 338 amino acids. Gene Ontology annotation, biological process: regulation of transcription by RNA polymerase II. Gene Ontology annotation, molecular function: DNA-binding transcription factor activity, RNA polymerase II-specific; RNA polymerase II cis-regulatory region sequence-specific DNA binding. Lineage: Eukaryota; Metazoa; Chordata; Mammalia; Rodentia; Muridae. The record is from RefSeq and is a predicted model, not a curated record.